GUCAGAAACUGCAUGGAGCCUGAGGCUGAGCCUGGAGGCGCCAUUUCAGGAUGUCUUGGUCUGCGUUGCCAUAUUAUGCACUAUUUGUGUGAGACGUACAGGUGAAUUGCAGCAGCUGCCACCAGCAAUCAGAUGCUGAAGCUUUGCGGGCAUGAGUGCUUUCACCGUCAGCAUCGCAGGUUGAAUGCAAGUUGAGUUUUUUAGCGUUCUCUCUGCUCUUAGCUUUGCCAAGGGAUUGAGAAGGGACAGCUCAUAGAGCUUCAAUGAGGAGAUCUGCAUCUGAGGGCAUCUUACAGCCGGUGCAGUAAGAGCUUGAGACUUUUGCCGAUCGUGGCCGGUCGCGCAGCUGGAUACAUCAGCUGAGUUGAUAUCAUGGCAGAUCCUCCAGCAAAGAAGGACCCGAUUGCGCACAUUGAAGAGCUUCUGAGAAAGGGUGAUGACAAGAGCGGAGGAGGCGGUUGCGGCGCUGAACAAGCUCUGCUGCAGCAUAAUCUGGAACAAGAAGCAUCCCGAUGGCUUGACUCGUGAACAAAUGCAAGAGUUGCUGCUGAAGCCAACCCCUGCCUUGAAGAAGGUGCAGAAGCUGAUGAAGAACGAGUCCCUGGUCCAAGCCAUCGUACAGCUGCUCCACCACCCGGUUCUACUCCGCGACGCAACCGCCGAAGAGGCCGCCAACAACCAAGACUUCAGGGCGCUGGCCUCCUCUUUGAGUUGCAUAGGCUAUUUCCCAGACUUUGCCUCGAGCCUCACGGAAGCGGGGUUGGCGCAGGAGGUUGCGAAUCUCGGGGAGUCGUUCCGGAAAUGGACUCGGCCUGUUCUGUUGAACAACAUGGUCCCCAGCAGUGGGGAGAACUGCCUCACUUGGAUCCGGAACCUGGGGCGCCUUUCGACCUGCUUGGAGCUGCUUUCGGAGAUGCUAGCAUGGGCCGACUUUGGGCAGGAAGCGGUUCGAGUGGGCCUGUUGCCGGGAUUGUUGAAAGCGUGGCCCCCAAAGGGAUACGACCAUCCCCGGUACUUCAACGUGAUCCAGGCGAACGAAGCGAUGUGCGAGUGCUCUGCGGACAUGCUGAGAGCGGUCGAGUUGGCGCUGCGGAACGGCGAGUUCAGAGAGUGGAAAGAGAAGCAGCGGAACGAGCUCGUGGAGUGGCUCCUAUCUGUGCUGACGUGGCAGCGCUUCCUCGGGUUUUACCCCGAGUGCACGGCGUCGCAGAACUACCAGGGAGCUGUUAGGCAAGUCUGGGUGGGGAUCUACGGCCAGUGCUUGGGCGCCGGCUCGGGCGUCCGGAGCAAACUGGCGAGAAAGAUGCAGAAAGCGUUCAAGGAGCUAGUGGCGAGUCCCGAGGCGCGGACCUGGAGCCCGACGCUGCAGAGCACCAUGAAAGUCGUCGGCGAGGUGAUGGACGAGCAUAUCAAGGAGCGGGACGGCGGGGGGGGGGCGUCUGCAGCUGUUGCGCAACCCCCUGAGGACGGGCUGGCCUUACUGACGUCAGCAGGAGGGGCGCCGCAGGUGCGGCCGGACAAGGUGGCGGCGCUUCUGCGGUCCAGGAAGAAGGCUGACGUGUUGCGGGGGAUCCAGGCCAUCCGGGCGGUGCUCGAGGGGGCUACGCGAGUGAACGGGGACAAGGUCGCGCUGUGCCGCGACCUGGAAGGGGGGCUGCCGUUUGAGAGGGCCGGCGUUCGGGAGGCGGUGAUGGACGCGUUUGAGGGCCCGUUGGGGGGGUGGCUGCUGCGGGCCAACCAAAAGGCCGAUGCCGAGACUGCGCUCACUUCCUUGGAUUCGAUGUGCCGGCGUUUCUUGAGUGAAGUAGCGGCGGCGGAAGCUGGAAAACUGUCGGUCCCGGCAGAGUUUCCGCAGUGGGAGUACUGGCGGGCAAAAGAAGCGGGCCCUGGAGACGACGGGGCUCUGGGAGCGGGAAGCGGAGAAGUGCGAACUGUGGGAGGUUUGGGUCGGACUGAGGCAGGGAUUGAGGACCAAUUCGUAGCACGAAAGAGAGAGGUAAGUCUCUCAAGAGGUUCUAACGCCUCCAACGCAGAUUGCAACGGGCAGAAAGAGGUGUUGGGCGGGCUCACGGGCACUUCGACUUUGGACGGGCCUGCCCGGGAUCUGGACGGACGGAGUGCGGGUUUGGACGGGCCGGACAGGGAUCAGGACGGGCGGAAUGGAAGUCCGGACGGGCGAGACUUCAUCGGGGACAAAUCGGACGGGGUAUCGAACGGGCGGAAUGGAAGUUCGGACGGACAGAGUGUCGAGUCGACCAGGCGAGACAGCGUUUUGGACGGACUUGACGGCACGCCCACCAUGGACUCUGUCGUGCUGCGCCUCCUGCGGUGGGUUGUGCGGCAGCCCGCGCUCGAGCCCGUGAUUCUCGCGGCCGCGCUCAUGCCGAUCGAGAUCGAGUGCGCGCGAGUCGGAUCGGCCCGCGUGGUCGCUGCGCGCAACGGCGCGUUGGCGCUUGGCAAAAGAGUGCUCGAGAUGGAACUAAAACCGGGGCCGGUGCAGCGGUUGCUCGCCCAUCGCGCGCGGGAGCUGCUCGACCCGGUCCUGCGGGAGAACCACAGGUGCCCGGAGGCGUCGGCGGAGGUGCGAAGGCUCGCGCGGGAACUAGGCGUGGCGGAGUGCGCGGCCGACCUGCUCGGCGCGGGGUCGGACAGCCGCAUUUCCGAGCUCCACGUGCUAAACGUCUUGGAGGCGUGCACUCGGAACGGGCCGGGGCUGCGGACGAAACCAGGGUUCAUCAAGCGCGCGGUGGCGCGCCUCAAGUACGCGCUGUCCGUGUACGCGAGAGCGAACACCGAGGCCGACGAUCUGAAACUCGAGUGGGACGUGUCUGCGACGUGCCUCGACCCCCCCCCCGUCUGGCCCCGCGUCUUCGGGGCCGUCUACCAGCUGCUCAAAGUGCUCGCUGACGUCAUCCGGGACCAAAGCGAGCCGGCAUUCGUCGAGUUUGUCCGCAGCGGCGGGGUGGAGGCCGCGGCCGUGUUCAUAGACCUCAACCCCACGAGACUUUUGAUGUGUCAGUCGGAUGACCCGAACAUUUGGGAGACGGACUGGGGGCUUAGGGCGCGGAAGAGACUGGCGGAAGCCGCUGACCUGGCGGACGGACUGUGGGAACGGGCGGAAGCGAAGUACGGGCUUCGCCGGUGCGGCAGGGUUAAGAACGCCUUCCAGCGGUGUCACCAGCGCGAGACCAAAGGCGGGACGUUUAAGCAGUGCGGCAGGAAGUGCGGCGUCUUCUACUGCAGCAGGGACUGCCAGGUAAACCACUGGAAGGAGGGUCACAAGCAGGCUUGCACGCCCAGAAACGGAAGCAUCCCUGCGCCUGGGCCUACCGCUGCCUAACUCGCUCAAACGUUGCGCAGAGGUCGAAUCUCACAGCCAGAAGGUUUUCCCCGAGAGAAGCGACCUUUGGGUGGCGGCCCUGGAUGCGCGUCCCAGCAUGGCGCUGGCGGGUCUCAAACGUUCCUCUGAGCCUUAGGGGAGGUCGUGAAAGUUGUCUGGUGAGGGUAUUUCCGCACUUCCUUUCCUGGAUUCACGUGGUGCAACUCUGGCGUGGUGCAACUCUGGCAUCAUGCAGACUCCGCAAAGUAGUCGCUUGAGCAGGGCGUUGCGCCUUGUGCUUUUAUGGUUAGCAGAUCAGGUCCGACCUUGGGGCGCCGCUUUGCUAGUCGUUCCUUGGUGCUGUUCGGCUCAUUGUCAACGGCUCGUGCCCUCAUAGUUCAGGUGGUCUUUGGGGAUGCUUCUUGAACGUGGCAGACUUUUGCAGCGAGACUGAUUGCUUCUUUGAAUCCGACCGCCCUGCAUACUACCGAACCAAGGAAACAAGCAAACGGUUGAAAUUUCGUUUUUC
Klebsormidium nitens is the source of this 3848-nucleotide messenger RNA. The record is from the annotation of a GenBank genome assembly. NCBI's taxonomy places the organism in Eukaryota, Viridiplantae, Streptophyta, Klebsormidiophyceae, Klebsormidiales, Klebsormidiaceae.